Miscanthus lutarioriparius is the source of this 1527-nucleotide messenger RNA. The record is from the annotation of a GenBank genome assembly. Lineage: Eukaryota; Viridiplantae; Streptophyta; Magnoliopsida; Poales; Poaceae.
AUGGCAGCUCCCCUUGCAACAGAUGAAGAUCACAAGAAACAUGGAGAUGGUUGUGGUAGCCACUUCCUCGUGGUGGCCUACAGCAUGCAAGGCCACGUCAACCCUGCACGCACGCUCGCGCAUCGCCUGGCUCAGACCAGCGGCUGCACGGCCACCCUCUCGAUCCCGCUCUCCGGCCACCGCCGCAUGUUCCCCUCCUCCUCCGACGAGGAGGCCAUCAUCAGCGACGGGCUUAUCUCCUACCUCCCGUUCUCCGACGGCAUAGACGACGGGACCUGGCCCAGCGACUCGGAAGACAGGGCGCGGCGCCAUGAAGCCAACUUCAGAACCCUCUCCGCCGUCGUCAGCUGCCUCGCAGCCACAGCCAGUAGCGGCCGGCCGUCGGUGACCUGCGUGGUGUGCACCCUGAGCAUUCCGGUGGUCGGCGAGGUCGCCCGCGCGCACGGCCUCCCGCUGGCCAUCUACUGGAUCCAGCCAGCGACCGUUCUCGCCACGUACUACCACUACUUCCACGGCCACGACGAGCUCCUCCGCCUCCUCGCCGCCGCCGGCCAGCAUGAGACAAGCGGAAACCUGAGGUGCGACGAUGAGGUCACUCUUCCAGGCAUGCUACGCCCUCUUAGAACCCGCGACAUGCCGAGCUUCUUCUUCACCGGGAAGACGAAGGACGGCCUGUCCAAGAUGGUGCUCCAAUUAAUGGGCGAGCUGUUUCAGCAGAUCGACGAGGAGAAGCCGGUGGUUCUGGCGAACACGUUCGGCGCGCUGGAAGACGUUGCACUGCAAGCACUCCAGCCAUACAUGGACGUCUUCGCCGUCGGUCCGGCAGUUCCACUUCCAUUGAAGAACGAUGGAGCAAGCGAAUUAGCACAGAUCCAUCUCUUCCAGCACGACGAGACGGCGGCGUACAUGGAGUGGCUGGACGCGCAGCCGGAGAAGUCCGUCGUCUACCUCUCGUUCGGGAGCCUGCUGGGAUACACGAGACGGCAAGCCGAGGAGGUCCUCCACGGGCUGCAAGCCGGCGGGCGACCCUACCUGUGGGUGGUGCGCAGGGAGGGCCGCGCCGAGGAGGUGGACGACCUCUGCCUGACGGCGGCAGCGGCGGCGGGGAUGGUGGUGGAGUGGUGCGACCAGCAGCGGGUGCUGGCGCACCCGUCGGUGGGGUGCUUCGUGACGCACUGCGGGUGGAACUCGACGCUGGAGGCCGUGGUCUGCGGCGUGCCCAUGGUGGCAGUGCCGAGCUGGUCGGACCAGCCCGUGAACGCGUGGCUGGUUGAGGAGUGGGAGGUGGGUGUCAGGGCGGAGCGGGAUGGGGAAGGGACGCUGACGGGAGAAGAGCUCGCGAGUUGUGUGGAGCUGGUGAUGGGUGGCGGUGACAAGGCAGUGCAGGUGAGGGCGAACGCGAGUGGGCUCAAGGAGAGAGCAAGAGAGGCCGUGGCUGCAGCUGGCCCGUUGGAAAGAAGUCUUCGGAGCUUUGUUAAAAGCACGCAAGGUCUAGGCCGGUCUGGUCCUGGUGGCAACCAAGAUUAA